Molecule: messenger RNA, 216 nt
Organism: Symbiodinium sp. CCMP2592
Lineage: Eukaryota; Dinophyceae; Suessiales; Symbiodiniaceae
Source: the annotation of a GenBank genome assembly
AUGGAGGGCGCUGUGACCUGCAUCAUGCCCUACUUAGACGGCAAGGAGCUUGCGAUGGCAGAAACCGUGUGCUUGAAAUGGCGGACCUUGCCGGACCAGCUGCAGACAUGGGACACGCUGCGCCAAGCCUACAUCGCGCGCGCAUUGGAUUGCCUCCAGAACUUUUAUGGCUGGGACGUGGACGACGUGAUUUGGCCGGAGACACCUGCGCAAUAG